CAAAAUAUAAAAUAUGCAGACAUCGGUCUCUAGAUCAAAUUUAUAUAUAUAAAUUAUCUGUACCGUGAAAUCAAAUCCCAACUGGAAUUGGAAUAGCAAAGCGUGAACAUGAAUAAAAAUAAAAUCAAAAUUAUUGGGAACAAUGGUAAGCUUAGAUUGUGCAAGCGAACGCAGAACUAUCGUCGCAGAUUGAAAGGGAACUCCCAAAAUGUGAUGGCUACGUAAUUGAAAAAAUAAAGCGAAACCAGUGCACAGUACUUCAAAAACGAACAUGAUAAUAAAAAAUCUCCAGGACAGUAAUUCAUGACAAAACGCACGUAAGCCUUAUCCACUAAACGGGUUCUCAUGCUCAAGAAUCAUGAGUACAUCACCGACGUAACAUCACGUAAUAUGAACACAGCGACCAGACAAUAAUUUUAGUCUCAUUCAUUUAAUUCAGAGCAUGUAUGCGAUGGUUGAAUCGAAAUUAAGUCCUGAAAAACCAGUAGUAGAAGACCGCUCGCUCAGAUGUGGCAUAUGCCACAAAUAUUUUAAUUUCCAAUCCGACUUGAAACGACAUUCUCAAGUGCACAGUGGAUUUAAACCACAUUGCUGUACAUAUUGUUCUAAACGGUUUCUCAAGUCAUCCGACCUGAAGCGGCAUGUCAGGACUCACACUGGCGAAAAACCUUAUCCAUGCUUGAUAUGCAGUAGGCCAUUUGCAAAUUCAUAUGACUUGACGAAACAUACUCGGGUCCAUACCGGGGAAAAGCCAUACUCAUGCCCAGAAUGCGGCAGGAGGUUUGCAAACACGUCUAAUUUGAGGAUUCAUCAACGAGCUCAUACGGGAGAGAAGCCGUACAAAUGUGUGGAGUGCAAUAAAAAGUUUUCAUACGCGUCGGGAUUACGCGACCAUAAAAAGACACACCUUGUUACAGACCCUGUAGAGAAAUUAACCGACAGGACGCCACUGCAAGUAAAGGACGACUCUGCCGAACACCUCCAAAAGCAGACAUUAAGGACAUGUGAGGCCUCCAAAAAGGUUGGAAGGAAUAGUUCCGGACUAUAUCGAAGCGAAUCGCAUCCAGAACAGAAAACUUCAGAAAAGGCUGUCGCCUCGAUUAGGUUGCCGCCUCGGAGACAUUCGGAACCACCCGACUCAAGAGUCCAGUAUUUAACUGGGGGCAAUUAUAUUGUUUCAAACAUUGACCGUCCACCAUUUGAUAAUUCUGGGCAACAUCAUUCCAUUGCUAACCGCGGGUAUUCAGUUCCCGAUUUUGCGACCGGAUCCACUGCAACUGAGCAAAAGCAACAUUUGUCUUGCUAUGGAGAUACCCAGUCACAAAGUAGCUGUGGUAAAACACUACAAAUACUUUUGAAAGGUGAAUGUCUACCAGACAGUUUACACACCGCUACACCCGUGGACCCAUAUAAAGAAACCAGAGCUCAGUUAAACGCCGGCGUUCGAUUUGAUGAAACGCAUUCAUCAACUGACAGAACUUUGAAUUAUGCUAAGGUCAGAGAAGGAGGUGGACACCAUAGCAACAGUACGAUAAUGUUGAAUUCAAGCGAGAGAAACAAUGGUAUUGUUGACGAAAGGGAAGAGUAUAGGGGUCGACCUCUACGCAACAGUCCAUCGCUUUCGCCUUUGCCUCAUACCUCAAUAGAUACUAGAAUUGCACCAAAUCAAGAUAAUAAUAUCGACUGCAGGCCACAUCAGGCCAAGCGCAGCAGCUUAACGCAGUAUGGAGGUAACGAUCGACUGAAGUAUCCAUUGAAGAAGCGACCAACGUCAUUCCAGUCGGACAGUAACGAGUCUAACAGAGAACAUGAAUCAUUAAUUACUAGACAUAUUGACACCGAAAGCCAUUCCGACACUGCAAAUCAAGUCGAACCAAUGAAAAUGAGCCCGGCUAGCUAUCGCACGACGACGACAUCACAACAUGCAAUGGGGAUAUCUCCUUUUGAAUUAAGCAAUGCGCCUGCAUGCUAUUCGCAAGACUUGAAACACCAAAGCUGCAUCAAUAUAGCAAACUCCAACGAUGAUCAACGAGAUGUACAUAUUGUUGAAUAUACUAGACCCCUUUUAAGGUUAACAGAGCCUCAAUAUCAAUACAAUGGCUCCGUUUCGCCUUCUAAUUUUACGAACCAGAGCGACCAGGUGGGCUCAUUUCCAAGGACCUCAGAAACGUCGUCUUCUUCACAUACCGCUAAGAAUGCAAUAAUAAAGUCGGCCAUAGACGAUGCUCAUUAUAUAGUGCCAGUCUCCAAUAAAGAGCUGAAAAUAACUGAAGUCUCGAGGGAGUCAUCGGUACAAUUUUCCCACAGAAACGAAAAUGAAGUGAUUGACUCAGGGACAGCGCCGUACACUCCUGUACCUUUAUCGUGCCUGAACGUAUUCCACCCUCAGUACGCCCAGGGUCCUCCGCCACUUGUUGCAUUCACCCAGCAUACCGCCAACCAAUCAGAUCAUUCAAAAUAUAGUGGCUACGAGCGUCCGAACGUGAAAAUGGGCUCCUUGAUUCCCCUCUGGACCUCACCGUCAAUAAACGAACACUGGCCAAUAAUGAUCAAAGGAGGCAGUCCUACCACAACUCUGAGGCAUAUGAGUACACUAGUCAAGUGCAAUGUAACGAUCACAAAUCAUGGGAGUCUGAUAUGGAACCGAUCAACAAAGACUAUAUCAUUGGAGGAAAGUAUGCUAUACAUACAACAAAACAUAUUUCAUCUACUGGAAAACGCCAGAGCAUGAUGCAAAUGCUAGAACAUGUUAUAAGAACUGAGCUGCAGUAUACAUAAAAUGUGAAAUUAAAAUUUUCUGUAUGUCAUGUGAAGUUCAUGUAUUGUUGUAGUAUUACAAAAUGAUUGGUAUUUGUGACAAACAUGUGAAAAACACCCUUUAUCAACUCGGCUAUUUAGUUGACUUUUCAGGAUGUUUACUUUGAUUUUUCAUUUGAUUUUUCUUCUUUCAAUUUGUAAUAAAGGACCAUGUGAAGUAUGGCAAGUGGUUUUGUUCGGUCAUAUCUUUCACCACCAAUCUGGCCAUAAAUACAGAAGCUUCAAAAUUAGACAGUUCAAACAGUUCUACUUUUUGAGACGUUUUAGACCCCUUGUUGAAUAAUCUUUUCAUGCA
Messenger RNA from Owenia fusiformis, 3112 nucleotides. Lineage: Eukaryota; Metazoa; Annelida; Polychaeta; Sabellida; Oweniidae. The record is from the annotation of a GenBank genome assembly.